CCAGUUCACAUCUUCAGCAUAUCUGGUCACACAGCAGCUUUUAGGAGAAUUUUUAGUUUCAGUCUUGUGUCUGUGCUUGAACCAGCGGCAGAAUAUCUGCGUCACUGAGACCGUAUUCAUUCUUUCAGAACAGAAGAUAAAGGCGUGGUGAAGAAACGGAAGAGUACAGACGAAGAAGAAGAAAAGAGAGACGCAGAGAGAGAGAGAGAGAGAGAGAGAGAGAGAGAGAGAGAGAGAGAGCACUGCUAAAAGGACAGAAGAUUAAAAGGUCAGACUUUGUGGUGUAAAGAUGGCCAGCGCUCCUGUACCUUUCACUAAUGUGGGAAGCAGCUACACCGUCGUCACUCAAGUUAUUCCCUCAUCUACAGCAGAACAAAAUUCCACUCAGACAAUCAGCCCACUGAGAAAGUUCCUGAAAGGAGAACCCAAAGCUCUGGGGACUGUCCAGAUAAUGAUAGGUUUGUUGACGUUAUUGUUUGGUAUCGUGUCUGCGACCUUCCCUGAGUCCGUCAUCAUCUUCUCCGGAGUCGUCUUCUGGAGCCCAGUGUUUCACAUCAUUUCCGGCUCUCUGGCUGUUUCAGCGAGCAACAAGUUAAACUCCUGUGUGGUGAAGGCCACAUUGAUACUGAAUAUUUUUAGCACGCUAUCUGCAGGAAUCACCAUCAUCUUCCUGUUCUUGGAUCUGAUUUUUGGGAGUUAUAGAUACUCACACUAUGAGGACAGUUACAGUUACAACUACUACGCCUCAGAGAGCAUGGGGCAGGGAAUAACUGGAGUUCUGCUGGUUUUCACUCUGCUCCAGUUCUGCAUCUCUAUCGCACUUUCAGCCUUCGCCUGCAAAGCCACCUGCACCAGUGAACCGACCCUGAACAUCAUCAACGUGGUUCAGAACCCUGAGAGUUUUGCUCCUAGUGCUCCUGUGAACAACCCUUUCCCACUUCAUCACACUCAGCUGGGGGUCAAUACGAUGCACGGCGUCACCAUGGCUACAGCACCCGGGGAAAAUCCUCCAGCGUACAGCGAGAAAAUGUAACUAGACCAAAGAGAAGGAAUAAAAAUAAAAACUGUUCAUUUACACUUUAACUAAAUAACACAAUCCCACUGAGCAGAGAACACACAAUCAAGGACACUGAAAGCCUUCAUCCACACACAUCACACACACUAUACACAUCACACACAUCACACACACUAUACACAUCACACACAUCACACACACUAUACAGUACACAUCACACACAUCACACACACUAUACACAUCACACGCACUAUACACAUCACACACACUAUACACAUCACACACAUCACACACACUAUACACAUCACACACAUCACACACACUAUACACAUCACACACACUAUACACAUCACACACUCUAGACACCAUUAUUGCUUUUAGCUCUUUUUUCUCAAAACUAUUUUGAGUUUCACUCAUAAACAGCUGUGCAGAUUUAUUUUAGAAAUAAACUUUAUUUUUGUUCUCUAAUCUUAAACAAAAUAAAAAGAAUAAAUAUCUAACAUGA
Tachysurus vachellii is the source of this 1520-nucleotide messenger RNA. RefSeq names its product membrane-spanning 4-domains subfamily A member 4A-like. NCBI's taxonomy places the organism in Eukaryota, Metazoa, Chordata, Actinopteri, Siluriformes, Bagridae. Gene Ontology annotation, cellular component: membrane. The coding region runs from base 290 to 1033 and encodes 247 amino acids. The record is from RefSeq and is a predicted model, not a curated record. The transcript is spliced from 8 exons.